GUUCUACGCGUAUUAAAUGACCACUAUAUAUAGAUAAGUUCAUGUGAUACAUAUAUUAGUUUAUAAUUUACCUGAAUCAAGCGAGCAUCAUUUUACAAUGAAUUUUUUAAUAUUAUCAUUGUUGAGCUUUACAAUGGUUGUACAUUCUGAAGCAGGACUUAGAUGUGCCUUGGGCGACGUAGGAUGUACAGUAGGGUGUGUUCUCCUGGGUAAAACCUCUGGAAUUUGUGAUGGAGACGGAAACUGUCAUUGUAGUGAGAAAUCCAUUGGUAUUCAGGAAUUCAAGGAUCUUCUUCCAUCCAGAUGCGAUCUAGGCGACAAGUUUUGCGAGGGAACCUGCAACGCUAUCGGUCGACGAAAUGGAACCUGUACUACUCUGGAGAGUGGAAAGAAAGACUGCACAUGCUCUGACGACUACCUGACUCCCAAAGAGUUUGCGCUGUGCGCAGCAGAGACCACGUGUUAUCUGAACUGCAAGGCGCAAGGUCUUGGUUCUGGAAAAUGUGUUGGUUGGAAGUGUACAUGCGAGCAGAAAGACGAGCUUUGAUUUUAUCUCAUUUUUCGCUCAUCCUACGGUAGUAGGCUAUUUUAUCAAUAAACUGAAGACAACUUUUUGAUAUAAGUUUUAAUUGCCAAAAAGCUUUUUACGAAUUGCAAGUUUACAAGUAAAUAAAGAGAAGCUUUUUUUAAUUGACAGCUUCUUUUUGAAUCCAUGUUUUUGUGCAUCCAUUCUGUUUAAAAGCUACAUAUAAAUCUAAAUUAAUAUCAAAGUCCUCUUCAUUUUGAUGAUAUAAUCAACUACCACCUUAUUUUACUAUUUGAUUGUUAAUUGUUCCUAAAGUCACAACACAAUGUCGUAAUCAACUACUGUAGUCGGGAUUUUUUUUGUUAAGUGUCUGUCUCUUGGGAUAAAAUACGAAUAUUGAAGUUUUGUCUACGAGUUGUGUAUACAGAAUUCAAAGAUUUUGUUAGAGAGAUGUUAUGUCUCGUGUAUCAUGAAAUCCAAUUUUUGGAAAUAGCAAAUUGUAAAUUGCAGUAAUUGUUUAAAAUCUCUAAUUAAAAGAUGUUUUCCAAAAAAUGUACAGUAUAUGCAUCUCUAUUAUAUUAAGUUUAUAAACAAAAUGAUUAUAGAAAAAUAAUAUAAAUUAGUGUUUCUAAACAUUCUACCGAUUUCUAUGAUGCAAAGCUUUAUUGUUGUUAAAGUGUAUAUUACUUAAAUGUUUUCAUUUUGUAUGGUUAGCUAAAGUAAGAGAGAUCAGAUUUGAUAAUUCAGCAAGUAAGAAAAAAAUCUUAAUUAUGGGAUAAAUGUUAAUCUAAAAAAAAUCCUAAACAAAACUAGUGGUGUUAUCUGGAUGUCGCAGCUCUCCUUGUUUUCAAUCUUCAUCAUUACAAAUACAGUAGUUAUAUAUAUAAAGUUGUAAUCUCUAUUUGUCUGUCUGUUUGUUUUUCCGAUCAU
Molecule: messenger RNA, 1456 nt
Organism: Eurytemora carolleeae
Lineage: Eukaryota; Metazoa; Arthropoda; Copepoda; Calanoida; Temoridae
Exons: 3
Coding region: 98-547 (149 amino acids)
Source: RefSeq, a predicted model, not a curated record